Molecule: messenger RNA, 1866 nt
Organism: Drosophila elegans
Lineage: Eukaryota; Metazoa; Arthropoda; Insecta; Diptera; Drosophilidae
Product: serine protease inhibitor 77Ba-like
Exons: 5
Coding region: 459-1811 (450 amino acids)
Molecular function (GO): serine-type endopeptidase inhibitor activity
Source: RefSeq, a predicted model, not a curated record
UCUCAGUCAAUCAGCCAGUGUCCGUGCGUUAGGUUCACAUUUUUCGUGGCGAGUGGUACUGCAGCUACCAUCGAGUUCUUCCCAAUUUCACCAUUGGCCGAUUCCAGAAAUGAAAAUAAUAAAUAAAUAGAAUUAUAUAAACGCAAAACCAAUACGCGAACGCAUAUAUGUACAUAUACCUUGCUGCUGACGGAGUAUUUGUAUAUCUGUGGAAUUCCCAGUGCAUUCCGGUUUUUCGAAUAACAUUCAAACCAACAACGGUGUCUAUAUAAACGUCGCUUCGUCAGAGAGUCACACAGAAACACCGACAUCGAAAAACCCCAAAAAACGACAAUAAAAAUUAAAAAAAAAAAAACGUCAAUAAUUGAUGCACAACCACAUGAUUAAGCUUAACUGUGACUCCAUUCGCACAAGUCUGAUAACCGAGGCUUAAACUAACUUUCCCUUCUAGCCACAAAAUGCUCAGAAUACCAGAACGCGUGAUGGUGUGGCUCCCAUUGCUCUUGGGGGCGAUCUUCCUGUGCUCCGCGAAUCCUCAAAGCAGCAGAGCUCCGCCCCAACUGUCGGUGGGCAUUCCCCUCACCCCCUUGACGGCACCCGAAGCCUUUGAGCGCGGUGGCAGCUUCAUCCCGUCCAUGCGGAGCGACUUCGGCAACGAUGUCCUCGUCAGCAUUUCGCAGGGCGUUCAGGACUUUGCCCUCGAUCUCCUCCAGCGCAUAUCCGUCGAGGUGGAGAAGUUCAACAGGGACUUCAUGAUAUCGCCCUUCUCCAUUUGGUCCCUGCUGGUGCUUCUGUACGAAGGAUCCGAGGGGGAGACCUACAACCAGCUGCGCAGCGUCCUGCGGAUCAAUGUCGAGGACGAAAAGCUGCGUGGAGCCUACAAGGUGUGGAGCUCAUUUCUCAACACGACCACGCCCACCAUCGAGGUGGCCACCCUUCAAGCCAUUUACACCGGCAAGGACUAUCCCAUCAAGAACACCUACCGAAAUGCCAUCCAGAACUACAAUGUGCAGCCCGUGGAGGUGGACUUCAACAGCCCGGACUCGGUGCUGCAGAUCAACGAGGACACAAAUCGCGCCACCCGAGGCCUGAUUCCGUACACCAUUCUGCCACAGGACAUAUACGGGGCCAAGAUGUUCCUGCUCUCCUCGCUGUACUUCAAGGGCCAGUGGAAGUUGCCCUUCAACAAAACCCUGACAAGAGAUGAACCCUUCUACAACGAGAACGGCGAUGUCAUCGGCCAGAUACCCAUGAUGGUGCAGGAGGCGGACUUUGCCUACGCCUCCAACAUAGAGGGUCUGGAUGGCUACGUCCUGGAGCUGCCCUAUGGCAAACAGAACAGACUGUCGAUGCUGGUGGUGCUGCCCAAGCGGGGCUUCAAGCUAAACGAUGUGGCCAACAAUCUGAAGACCAUCGGACUGCGACCCAUCCUUCAGAGACUGGAGACUUUCAGGAAGAGGGCCCCCGAGGACAACGAGGUAGAGGUCAUGAUGCCCAAAUUCAUUACAUCCACGGACUUUGCACUCAAGGGAAUCCUAAACGAGAUGGGCGUUCGGAAUCUGUUCAAUGAGAGUACCGCCAAUCUGAACCGCAUGUCAUCGGGACUGUUCGCCAAGCUGGUGAUCCACUCCACCAAGAUCAUCGUAAACGAGCAGGGCACCACGGCGGGUGCGGUCACGGAGGCCUCGCUGGUCAACAAGGCCACGCCGCCCAAGUUCCAGAUGAACCGCCCCUUCCAGUACAUGGUCGUGGAGAAGGCCACCGGCCUGCUGCUCUUCGCCGGCCAAGUGAGGAACCCCAAGGCGGCCUAGGGAUCCGGACCAGACCUUGUUCACAUACCGCAAUAAAUACGUUACGUUAAGUCAA